UACCAUGUACAGUGGUGGACGAGGUCGGUCCAUGGGACGGCCACAGCCUCAGACCCUGGGGCAGAGACCCACGGGCUACAUUGGAUACGGCAGACUUCAGGAGUGGGUGCGAGUGAUUGACCGGCCCUCGGAGUUGUUAGUCUGGAUGAUGUCCAAUGUUCCAGAGCUAAAUACAUUUUUGAAUGGAAGUGUCAUUAGACCUGACUGGAUGAGAUUAUUUUUAAUCUGUCUUGAGGCCGUGUUACAAGUACAAACCGGUAGUGAAAAAAAGCGAAGGGUUGACACCAUUGUUAAGUAUAUCCAAGAGACGGCUCGAAUAAUUCCGUCUGUAGUCAUGUCUUGCCAUGAUGUGUUAAUUUUUAUUAUCAAUAAUUAUAAAAAUCUGGAUUGUGACGUUCAGCUCUUGAACAAUACAGUUAAGUGUUUUAACUCUGCCGAAAAUGUAAAGUUAAAAAAAGAAAAAAGUCGUUUGAGAAAAUGGAGGGACAGCGAUGACCCACCGGAUGACAUCAGGGAUUUGUCCAUCUUCCCCACGAUGAAAGACAUGGAGAAAGAUUUCCAACCUUUCCUGAGAGCCAACAAAGUCCGCAGCGCCUACCGAGACAAGGAACAUUACUUCGAUGUCAUGUUUCGCCUGAUGCGGGAAGAUUUCAUCCAACCGCUUCGAGAGGGCAUCAACCGCUACAGAUUGCAAGGCUCGGCAGACUUGGGGGAUGACAUGAUCUUCUACGAAAACGUCCAGAUUGUCGGCGUGGAAAUUUUCAACGGCAUUGAGCACAUUCUUCUCUUGGAUAUGAACAGGCUGAAAACCAUUCGAUGGAACUCAGACCAGCGGUUGAUUUUCGGAAGUCUUGUCUGCUUAUCUAAAGACAACUUCAAGACUAUUAUAUACGCCACCGUUUCACAGAUGGACCGAGACGAAUUGAAAAGGGGCGUCCUAAGGGUUCGGUUCCAGAACUGUCUUGAAGACGUGUAUCAGUUCUCGACAGAGGACAGCCUAACCAUGACAGAAAACCCCUCGUUUUUUGAGGCGUAUCGCCAUGUGCUGGAGGGCCUACAAGAAAUGAUGGAAACCUCCCUGCCCAUGGAGAACUACCUUGUUCACUGUGACAACCAAAUCGAGCUACCAUCGUAUGUGAACAAUUCAACCACCUACGACUUGUCCUGUAUUGUAAGAGAUAGCGGAUUACGACAAAGUCUAUUGCGACAACAGAAUAUGUAUCGAGUACUACAGGAAACCACUUGGUCUACUAUGGACAGACUUUGUCUAAAUACCCAGCAACGUAAAGCAGUACAAAAUGCUUUAACUAAAGAAUUGUCUUUGCUUCAAGGUCCUCCUGGAACUGGUAAAACGUAUGUUGGCCUGAAGAUAAUGCAGAUAUUGUUUGCUAAUUGUCACGUCGUUGUCAGAGGCGUUAGAAAUGAUAAGUUUGGUCCAAUACUUGUCGUGUGUUAUACUAACCACGCCCUAGAUCAGUUUCUGGAAGAAAUGUUGAAGUUCUGUCCCCGUGGUAUAGUACGAGUUGGUGGGAAAAUGGACUGCGUUGCUCUGAAGAAGUUUAAUCUGAGUGAGCUGAGAAGGGAAAGCAGGGAUUCCCUCAGCAUGAGAAAUUGUAUCAGAGAUUGUCACCGUGUGAUGGACGCAAUAGGCGCAGAGAUUAUGGACUUGGUGUUUAAGAUGCAGAAAUCUCAGCUUGUUAUACAAGAAGAAAAUGUGUUACGUCAUUUUAUGACUGCUGCACAUCAGACACAAAUGUUGGGCAUGUCGACUACAAAAGGAUUGUCGACAUGGCUGAAUGCUUCAAGCAUUGACCUUGAGCAGCAAAUCAAAAACGCAGCAGAAGCUCAUUUGGUGAAGCUGUUCCUCGUUGAAGUUAACCCCCUGCCUGAUACUAACUUAAACUUCCGGUCCAAAAUUUCAACUCUAACUAAAAGGAAAGUUUACCAUUACUGGUGCACAAAAUAUAAACAAACAUUUGGGCCGCCUCCACAAUUAAAAAUGUUAUCUGAAGAUGUUUUAAAGUACUUAAUUUCCUCUCAAGUUUUGGACUCACUAAACAGAAUGAACCUAAGUAUAAGACAGUGGCUGCUUGGAACCAGUACUAAAGAUUUCCUUGAUGCCAUUGAGGAAAUCCAAACUGAGAAAGUUAAAACAGAUCUUAAGAUGUUUGAUGACGCGGACGAAUACGCUAGAAUCAGAGACCAGAGGGUGUUUGGUGACGAACAAGAUGACGAUCACGAAACUUCUGCGACAGAGAGCAGACACAGAAAGAGAGAAAUGACAAUCCUGCAGAGAGCCAAAGUGCUGGGAGUUGAUGUGACAGUUGAUGCUGCUGAAGACGGAACAGACCCAGCCAAAGAAUGGCAGAAGGUUCAGAAGAAGUUGUCGUUUGGGCAAGUGGUCAAGAAGCUUAAAGCAACAAAGCCUAUGUCAGAACGUGAAGAGAAGCAGGUGAACAACGUAUGGCUACUGGACAUUAACGACAGAUAUCGUCUGUACAAGCUUUGGAUUGAUAGGUAUUUGAAAAGUUUGAAUGGCAAAAUCAAAAGUUUAGUUGAAGAGUAUGACGAAGUUCUUGCCAGAAAAAUGGAGGUAAGAAAAAUGCAAGAUGUUGAUAUUUUAGAACAAGCCCAGGUCAUCGGAAUGACGACCACGGGUGCGGCCAAGCACAGAAAGCUUUUACAGGCCGUUAAACCAAGAAUUGUGGUUGUGGAGGAGGCAGCAGAAGUUCUUGAGGCCCACAUCGUCACGGCUUUAAGCGAACACUGCCAGCAUCUGAUCCUUAUUGGCGACCACAAGCAGCUGAGGCCGAAAACGGAAGUCUAUCAACUGGCGAAACAAUUCGGGUUGGAGAUUUCGUUGUUUGAACGUCUCGUGAACAAUGACGUCAGCUGUGUACAACUCACAGAGCAGCAUCGCAUGAGACCGGAAAUCUCUAAGUACAUGCUACACAUUUACCCCAAACUGAUAAACAGUGCAUCGGUCAAUAAUAGAGAAAACGUGAAAGGGAUGGUGAAAAAUAUCUUCUUCAUCAAACACAACCGAUCGGAGGGCACUGUUAAACACAGUAAAAGUAAACUGAACGAAUACGAAGCAAAUUAUCUGUUACGGCUAGCAGAAUACCUAAUCUACCAAGGCUACACACCUGAGGAGAUCACAAUUCUAGCCACUUAUGGCGGACAGGUGUCUCUCAUCAAAGAGACGAUGGUGAAUAAUUUCCCUGGAAACUCUCUCCAGAACAUCCGCGUGUCAACAGUGGAUAACUUCCAGGGUGAGCAGAACAAAAUUAUUCUCUUGUCUCUAGUGAGGAGCAACACACAGGAGAGUGUGGGCUUUUUGAGCACGGACAACAGGGUGUGUGUGGCUCUGUCCAGGGCGCAAUACGGCAUGUACGUCAUUGGGAACAUCGACCUGUUGGCACGGCACAGCGAGCUGUGGGCCAAGGUGAAGCGAACAGCAGAAGGUUGUGGGGAGACAGGCGAGAUUCUACAGCUCAGGUGUCACAGGCACCGGCGGAUGACGGAGAUCAAGGACGUCAAGGAUUUCUCUACUGCUAAAACUGGAGGCUGUGGGGAAGCGUGUGGUGCGAAUCUGCUGUGUGGUCACGUGUGUCCAUAUUUAUGUCAUGUAUUAAGUCACACGAAAGUCCCGUGUACACAGCCGUGCUUGAAAAAAUGCUCACGUAAUCACCCAUGUAGAUACAAGUGUGACCAGACGUGUCCGAAAUGUGUGGUUGUCUUUGAACACCAGCUGUCGUGUGGUCAUGUCGCAAGUAUCCCCUGCCACGACGAAGCAACUUUCUCCAUUGAUAAACACACCUGUAUGGAGCCUUGCAGACUGAAGUGUCAAAGAGGUCACCCCUGCUUGGCCAGAUGCCGGGAAAAAUGUCCACCCUGUCCUGAGACACUUCAGUGUGGACACAAGUGUGACGUCACACCCAGGAGAUUCAGCACAGGAUUAGCUCCAAGCUGUACUCAGCCUUGCCGGAAAGUUUGUAAACGUGGGCACAAAUGCCCAGCUAAAUGCCACGAAAUAUGCCCUUCUGUGUGCCAGAACAAGUUGCCUUGCGGUCACGAAUGCGACUUAGAAUUUAAAACUGAGAACAUUGGGAAAGUUGCUAAAGUUGUUUGCAGUAAACCAUGCCUGAAGAAAUGCCGAAAUAAUCACAGAUGCCCCGGAAGUUGCUCUGAUGUAUGCCCACCUUGCACUAAGCUAGUGGAAUACCACUAUCCCUGCAAUCAUAUACUGAAGCUGCCCUGCAAUGAGAAUGAGGUCUCAGAAAUUGGCAGAUGUCAAAAGGUGUGUGAGAGGACAUGCGCAAGGGGACAUAAAUGUGGACAGUCUCACCAUCUCAGUUGUCCACCUUGUCAACAACGGAUGAAGCACCUUGGACUCUGUGAGCACUGGAUAAGGUUUCAGUGUCACCAAAACAAGCUGGAGGUGGAGUGCAGUGAAUGUAAAUUGAUGGACGAUUUAGUAAGAAAAUACUCAGGCCUCAAUGUGACCAAGUAA
This is a messenger RNA of Physella acuta, 4513 nucleotides long. Its product is annotated as NFX1-type zinc finger-containing protein 1-like. Gene Ontology annotation, cellular component: nucleus; nuclear RNA-directed RNA polymerase complex. Gene Ontology annotation, biological process: regulatory ncRNA-mediated heterochromatin formation. Lineage: Eukaryota; Metazoa; Mollusca; Gastropoda; Physidae. The record is from RefSeq and is a predicted model, not a curated record. Gene Ontology annotation, molecular function: helicase activity; zinc ion binding.